Messenger RNA from Hydra vulgaris (swiftwater hydra), 1290 nucleotides. The record is from RefSeq and is a predicted model, not a curated record. NCBI's taxonomy places the organism in Eukaryota, Metazoa, Cnidaria, Hydrozoa, Anthoathecata, Hydridae.
UCUAACAACUUUAAUUUUUGGCUAAUACAAGCAUAACAUUUACUAUAAUAAGCCAUUUGUCUGGGAAAAGUUUAUGCAAAUAGUAUUUUAAUACUUUUGUCAUUCUAAAAGAAUGACAAUGUGUCUGACUUCCUAAUUUUUGACUAGUAUAAAAAGAGUAUUUUUUGUUAUCAGCCCAUUAUUAAAGCCAUCUGGAAAAAGUUAUUUGAAGUUCAUAAAAGAUUUUCUAAAACAAAUAUGUGGAAAAGAGCCGUUUGGCAAGAAGAUUUGCAAGAAGAAAAAGGUGUAAUUCCUUCUAAUUGGAUAGAUAAUAAAACAGUUUAUUGGCCUCCUGGUACAAAAGCUUUAAACGCAAUGAAAGCACGCCAAAAUCCUGAGAAGAAUUGGCUGAAGUUUCCAUUAAUAAAAGUUAAAUUCUCUUCAGAAAGCAAACAGGAUUGUGAAAAUUUUGAUUUCACAACCACAGAAGAAAAAAGCGACAAUGAAGAUGUUGAUUUUCAUCGAAAAAGAAAAUAUAAACAAAGAGAAUUUCCUGAUUAUUUUCCAAGUUCAGUUAUCAAAGAUUUGGAUGAAGUGUCAAUGUUUCUGACCUCCAGUAGUUCAUCAAUUAAAUCUAUAGAACCAAAAGUUGACAUGGAUGGAAAGAACCUAAACUCACCUUUCCCAAAGUUUUUCCAAGAAGACAUCAAUUCUUCUUUGUUUUUUGAAGAUAUAGCACACGAUGAAGUUAAGGAAAGUGGAAAUAAACUACAGAAAUUAGAUAACGUUGAUAAGUUUCCAAUGUCUGAGGGCAAGUUUCAAAAGAGAGUGUUGUAUCUACUUACCGAUAUAAGAAAUGAGAUGCGAAAUCAAAACAGAUUGAUUGAGCCUGCUUCCAAUAGUGAAUUUGUAAACCAAAUAAGGUUUAUUUCAUCAGAAGUGGAGUUAACUGAAGUGGAUAAAACAUUAGAUGACGAAAAAGUCCGUUCAUUGUGGGUAAAUCAGCUACAAUUAAUUGGUGGAACAUCUUUAAAAGAUAAAAUACACAAAAUUAUGCUGAGAAUAUUUUCAAACAGUUUUAUGGCCACCAUGAGUAUGAAAGGCAAAAAUGGCAAAAUUUGUUUUAAGAACACAAAUUUAUAUGGCGUUGUUAAAGCUUCUACUAUUAAAUACGAUGGAGCGACAGAAAAUUUGAUUAAUGGAGUAUUGUCUGAUUUCCUAAAAUACGCUCCAUUUCGAAAAGGUGGCGGUAAAGAAAAGAAAUUAUAAAUUUUAUUCAAAUAUAUGUAAUAUUUAAAUAUAUAUAUAUAU